Messenger RNA from Monosiga brevicollis MX1, 4173 nucleotides. RefSeq lists its product as uncharacterized. The record is from RefSeq and is a predicted model, not a curated record. Gene Ontology annotation, molecular function: metalloendopeptidase activity. The transcript has 7 exons. The coding region runs from base 1 to 4173 and encodes 1390 amino acids. Lineage: Eukaryota; Choanoflagellata; Craspedida; Salpingoecidae. Gene Ontology annotation, cellular component: plasma membrane. Gene Ontology annotation, biological process: Notch signaling pathway; membrane protein ectodomain proteolysis.
AUGAAUGAUGAUAGCACAUCCAACUUUGAUGAUGAUGUAGUGGCCAGCUCGCAUCACGGAAUUCAAUUGCCUGGCGCGGCGGCGCCAGGGCAGUCCGAUGCGCUGGUGGGGGGCUCACAUGGAGCGCACGCGCAUGCUCAUGUGCAUCCGCACACACACGGUCAUCAUGGAACUCCGGGACGUCUGGGUUCGGCAACCACGGCCAACCAGGAGCAUCUCCGACUCCUGCUCAAGCACACGGGCUUGGAUGACGGGUUGAUAGGCAACAUCCUCAAGACGUUGCGAAUGCCGCUGACGACGCGGCUGGGCCUGCUUCUGACGGGUAACGACCUGGAGCGCCAGCUUGUCAUGUCCUCCAUGUUAGUGUCCAUGGACAUUUUGCAAAACCUGUCUCCCUUGCUGGCAAAGCUACUGGCCGAGCCUACCACACCCGUGGCCAGCACACACGCCGGUGCUGCUGCUGCUGCUGCUGCUGGUGGUGGUGGUGGGCAGAUGCCCAUGUCCGCAGGUCUAGGCCCUGACGCGAGCAUACCCAGUGCGCUCAACUUGGGGUCAACCUCAACCGCAGAUGCUGCCGCGGGGCGACCGAGACGUAAAAAGUCCAAAAUUCAUUCUUCGCUCAAAGAGGUGGACGAUGGCCUGCAUCGACUUUACAACGACAAAUUCAAAGCGGGCCCAGUACUGCUCAUGCUGAUCUUCUCUGGCUAUCAGCCGGAGCAGGUGCAGUGGGACGUGUCGGCCGACCCGCAGCGGUUUGUCAUGCCGGCUUUUGAUGACUUGCUGCGGGCCAUCAACUCUUUAUUGCCGCCAUAUCAGUUUUUGCCCGAUCUGGCCAAGCAAAAGCAUGCAUCCAUGGCGCUGAUCCACGAGUUGAUGCAGCGCAUGAAGCUGUUGCAACAACGCUUUUUCCACAAGCUCCUGGGCCUGGGGUAUGGCAAGUCCCGGGCAGACGGCAAGGUUCUGCUGCUGGACGAUCCAGACUUGCCCGUGACGGAUGGCAAGGCGGACGUGGCCGUGCCUUAUGGCACCUACAUCAAAUGCUUGCUGCGUUUUCACGUGGCCAACGUGCGGCGCGCGGGCAAGUACAAUCUGGCAAUUUUGGAUCUGUGCAUUACGCACGCUGAUCAUCGCUUCAUAGCUUCGACGGCUCUCAUCUAUCUUGUGGCGAAGGCCGACUAUUUUGACGAGGAUGGCAAGGUGGACUUUGCCAAGAUUCGGAACCUUAAAGCCCACGAGAACUUUCGCUUCCGUUGGCAGCAGCGCCUGGGCGAGUACAUGGAAGCACCCGAGCUGGUGGAGGGCCGCAGCAAGCUGUUUAGACUGGUGGCAGAGGCGGCACCCGAGUUUUGGGCCGCUGCGUCGGCAGCGGAAGCCCACAAGACCGUGGCUGACAUCGUCAAGGCCUGGCGGACAGUAGUGCAGUCCUAUUUUGAUUUCCUCCCGGCCAAUUCCGUGCCGCCACCACCAGGCAGCACGGCGACCAUUGUGCCAAGCGCCACUCGCGUCCUCGAGCGACGCCAGUGCGCACCUUUAGCCAUGGCCCCGAUUCGCGUUUGCGCCGUUGUGGUUCAUGUUUGGUCUUUGUUGAUGAUCUGUGCCGUGGUUGGAGAGGCAGCAUGCCCGGCAGGCCACGUUUGUCUGGCCGUGGGCGACAAUCAUGACCUACUUCACGGUGAAUUGCAGCUGGAGCCCCAUGCCCGCUUUGGAAAGGGCGUCGCCGUCUUCUCCGACAACCAGGAGCUCACCCAUGGUGUUGAAGCCACCGCCAACCCGUGCCCACAACAACCUCGGUGGUGGACGGGUCGCAUCCCCGAGCGGCACCAGGCUGGCGUCUACGCUAGCGUUCGCGUAACUCGCACCUGCCGUGAUGCCUGCCUUUGCGCCGACUACCUCUUUGAUGGCUUUGUCUACCUCGAGAGUGGCCGCGUCUUGGCGCUGCGCGCCGACGCCACAAGCCUCAAUUUGACCCGAGAGUUGGAAAACGACCCGGCUACUGAAGCAGAGCGUCGCACUCGAGCCCAGCUCACAGAUCAACUUUCCACCCAAGCCCAGCACUGCCUCCACGCCGCACCCCAUGACCUCCGUUACGCUGAGCCCGACAAUGCUGACAAUGCGUCCUUUCCGCAUCCGCGAACGCCUCGAGCGGGUCCCGCCUCCAGCCUCCAAACGACCUGCAGCCUGGCCCUGGACUGUGACGCAAGCUUUGUUGCCGCUUGGGGCGGCCUUGGUUCCCGGUCGCAGCAGGCCAUCUUCGCCGCUGCCCGCAUGCUCGACUACAUGUUCCAGGUGGACCGCAUUUUUCAGGACGAAGCCAAUCUUCGCGGCUCCUUUGCUAUACGCAUUAAUGCCAUUUUUGUGCACCACAAUCUCAACUUGCGCGACGGCGGCAGUGACGGUGCAGGCGUUGCCGGCCUAACGUUUUUACACAACUAUCAAACGUGGCUGGUCGCGGCCAGUCGCAAUGGCUCUCGCGCUCAAACCUUCUCCGCCAACUGCCUCAAUUUUCUCUUCAGCCACGAGAAUCUUCAGGGUGUCCUCGGGGUGGCCAUCGAGGCCUCGCCGCGCAGCGACAUCCUGGGUGGGGUCUGUACAAGCGUUUCUGUGAGCUCGCUCGCCCUCAAUGUUGGGGUCAGCACGACUCGCCUCUCCAACUCCCAGCACACGGCUGCGUGGCAAACCGUGCUCUCCACAACACACGAAAUUGGCCAUACCAUUGGCGCCCGUCAUACUUGUGAACUCUCCUCGACUGACGAGAGCGAGCUAUGCAACGCCGUGAUUGGCUCAUCAAGCUGCGCACCUACUGCCGGCCAGGGUGGCAACUACAUCAUGUACCCAGCUGUCCCGCUGGACGACACCCAUGCCAAUGCUCGGCUGUUCUCCUCCUGCAACAUUGAUCGCAUGCUUGCUGUGCUGGACAACAAGGGCAGCUGCCUCGAGGAGCCUCAUCCUUGUGAUGUUGGCUCGGGGAGCUGCUGUUUGGGCCAGCUUUUGUUACCGCAAGGAGCGGUGUGCGACACAGAUUUCAUCGACGAGACGGGUUGUCUCGAGGCUCCGGUUUGUGAUGGCAGCUCUGCAACAUGUCCCCAACCCACCGUCCGUGAGGACGGGCUGUAUUGCUCGACCGCCAGCGUGCCGCGCGGUACCUGCCAGAGUGGCAUUUGCGUUGUGCCACACGCCGCCUCCUGCGCUGCCCUCAACCUCUCUGCUUGCUUCCUGGAAGAGGCUCCAUGCGUGGCGGCGUGUCAAAAUGGCACCGAGGAGGGAGGUACAUGCCGGCCGCUGACACCAAACUGCCCAGGAGACGCUGCGCUGCUGACGGCCUGGAGCGACGCCGGAGAAACUUGUGCGGCGCUUCCGAACGACAUGCCCUGUGCACACACGGCCGGAGAUGCAGACAGCGGCACUUGCUACGAGGGGGAAUGUGCGACCUGUGAUGCCGCUUGCCAGCUGGCUCGCACUCUUGACGUGGCACAGUUGGUGUGCAACGUCAGCCAGCUACGGACGACCGUGUGCUCGGUGCCUUGUGGUGGCGGUGAGGACACCACCACGUACGCUUGCAUCUGCAACAAUGGGGUGGAGGAUGUGGAGGUGGAAGCGUCUGCAUGUAACUCGGAGGUGCCGCCGGCCGAAAUGGGCACUUGCCGGACCAACACGUGCUCAGUGCAAAAGCCCGAGUCGAUGCUGAUGGAUUUGACGCUGCAGGCCACCGAGGGCUUCCUGCCGCUUGAUGGCUACAGCCUGGUCUUGAUUCUGCAGGAUAUUGUGGGGUUUGCCCUGCAAGGCGAGGUUGCAGAGGACAGCGGCAGUACGGUGCAGCUCAAGCUGGCAGCUUGUCGGCGCACAUUGAGUGGUGGAUGUCUUUCCUACGAUGAGCUUGCCAGCGAGUUCAACUCACCCGCUUUUGCUCGCACCGUAUUUGAUUCCACGGGCUACGUGUACACCACGCGACGAUCUUCGAACAACCAUGAUCAGUUGGCAAUCAUUCUGGCCGUGGCCAUGGGUUCUGCGGCUGGAAUUCUACUUGUAGCCGUUGUGAUCAUGUACCUGCAAUUUCGGCGAGCCCGCCGCCAGCAUGCGCAGGCUGCCGAGGCGCGGCUGGUCAAGCUCAAGCGGCGCAAUGACCGCCACUUGGCGUCAUCGGGCCUUAGUCAGAUGCGCACCACAACCGUGUAG